Messenger RNA from Astrephomene gubernaculifera, 999 nucleotides. The record is from the annotation of a GenBank genome assembly. NCBI's taxonomy places the organism in Eukaryota, Viridiplantae, Chlorophyta, Chlorophyceae, Chlamydomonadales, Astrephomenaceae.
GCUGAGGUGGAUGAGUGGGUGCAGCAGAGCGCGGAUGUGGUCAGGUAAGUGAGGGGGCGGGUCGUUUGCCGUUGCUUGCCGGGCCUGAUAGAAAAACAGCAUGCGGCUUCCUGAUGUUCACCCUCGAGCCCUUACAUUCCUGGUACUGACAUGGCCCCCUCGCACUCCCCUCCUCUCCCCGCCCAUCCGCGGCCCUCCCGCCCAUCCGCGGCCCUCCGCGCCUCUCCCGCCCCGCAGCUCCCGCUGGUUGCUGUCCGAGGUGGGGCUGCUGCUGGAGCAGCGGGCAGAGCUGCAGCGGUGGCAGCGGGCAGAGCAGCAGCAGCAGCUGCUGCUGCGGAGCUACAGCACACAAGCCCAUAACGCCGCCACCGCCGCCGCCACCGCUGUCGCCACCACCACCGGAGUAGCCAUCGCCACUGCCGCCACCACCAUCACCACCACCACUGCCUCCGAAGACGAUACCGCUAACAACACGGCUUUGCAGCUUGCACCACCCCCCUUUGGCUCGUCUCCUCCUGCUCCUCCUCCCGCUCCUGCUCCUCCUCCCGCUCCUGCUCCCCAUACACCUGCUCCCCCUGCUCCUGUACCUUAUCCUGCUCUACCUCCUCCCGCUCCUCAGCACACGCAGCGCCUGGAGGCCAUGGCGGCCGCUGCAGCACGGCUGCUUGUGUUCGCCACCGCCUCGGGGCUGCCUCUGCUGUCCUGCCACCUGCUAGAGCUGCUGGUGGAGGUGGAGGGGGAGCUGCUGGGCAGGGCAGCCGGCCAGCAGACGCACCCAGACGACCGUGCAGCUGCAGCAGCAGCCACAGCUGCGGCGUUCACUCGCGCCCUGGCUCGUGCCGCGGCAGCCACCCUGCAGUGCUCCGAAGCCAGCACUGAUGACCCCCCGGCUGUAUCUGCCAGCUGCUGCUGUGAGUGCCGCUGUGAGGCCAGCGGGAACGGAAGCGGCAACAGCGACAGCGUUGACGGUGAGGACGGCGGUGGUGACAGCGCUCCAGC